Crotalus tigris (Tiger rattlesnake) is the source of this 1940-nucleotide messenger RNA. RefSeq names its product DNA polymerase delta 2, accessory subunit (gene POLD2). Gene Ontology annotation, molecular function: DNA binding. The record is from RefSeq and is a predicted model, not a curated record. Gene Ontology annotation, biological process: DNA strand elongation involved in DNA replication; DNA replication. NCBI's taxonomy places the organism in Eukaryota, Metazoa, Chordata, Lepidosauria, Squamata, Viperidae. The transcript is spliced from 11 exons. The coding region runs from base 401 to 1813 and encodes 470 amino acids. Gene Ontology annotation, cellular component: delta DNA polymerase complex.
CCGUCGGCGUGCCUCAGGCCCCGCCUGGGAUUCCCCUUUCGGAUUCGGCGCGCUUUUCUCCUUCGCGCUCGGUCCUCCUGCGGGGCUUCUCGCGAGCCAUGCGGGGCUCGAUCGGCGCGAAAGAGCCGCUGACUGUUGACUCUGACGGGGGAGACUGUGUUUUCCUCCGGGUCGGCGCUUGAGGCGGAAGGGGGGGGUGGAGAAGGAGCGUGAAUUUGUAUGGCAGGUGGAAAUCCGGCCGGUGAAGCCCUGGGGUGAGGCAGGGGAAGGUGGGCAAAGGGGUCUCACCGGCGAUCGGGAGCCUUGGAGGGAAGGGCUGAGCCCGGCAGGCAGAAGUCUUGGGAAUUGGGCUUGGCGGGCAGAAAUCUUCUACAUACCUGCUUCGUUCUCCUGCAAGGCUAUGUUCUCAGAGCAAGGUGUCCAGUCUGCACAGGGACUCUUGACAUCGCCGUCUGCAGUAGCUUCCACCUUUGCCCGCGUGCCCAUCUCAACAUACACCAACUGCUCCCAGAAUUUCAGGCUUGGGGAGCGAACAUUCAGUCGGCAAUAUGCUCAUAUCUAUGCUACACGCCUUAUCCAGAUGAGACCGUUAUUGGUGGACAGAGCCCGGCGUAAAUGGGGGAGUAACAUUACGGUGAAAAAGCUAUGCGAGUUACAGAUCUCAGAGAAGUGCUGUGUGGUGGGAACACUGUUCAAGUGCAUGCAGCUUCAGCCUUCCAUCUUACGGGAAAUUAGCGAAGAGCACAAUCUACCCCCCCAUCCUCCCCGCCUCAAGUACAUCCACGAGUCCGACGAACUGAUCCUGGAGGAUGAGCUGCAGCGGAUCAGACUAGAGGGAGAGAUACCGAUCGACAAGCUGGUGACAGGGACCAUCCUCGCCGUCUAUGGUUCAGAGAAGGAUGACGGCAGGUUCCUGGUGGAAGAUCACUGCUUUGCGGAUAUGCCAACCCAGCUGCCCAUGAUGGGGCCCAGCACAGACAAAUUUGUCUUGCUGGUGUCAGGCCUGGGCCUUGGUGGCAAGAGUGGAGACGGUCUCCUGGGCACGCAGCUUCUGGUGGACAUGGUGACAGGACAGCUGGGCGCGGAAGGGGAGCAAUCCAGCGCGGCCCUCAUUUCCCGAGUCAUUCUGGCAGGCAACAUGCUUAGUCAGAAUACCCAGAGCAGAGACAGCAUGCACAAGGCAAAAUACCUCACCAAGAAGACUCAGGCGGCCAGUGUUGAAGCUGUAAAAAUGCUGGAUGAAAUUCUGCUGCAGCUCUGUAUGUCUGUCCCUGUGGAUGUGAUGCCGGGAGAGUUUGACCCAACCAACUACACCUUGCCUCAGCAGCCCCUGCAUCGCUGCAUGUUUCCUCUCUCAAAUGGGUACACCACCCUGCAGCUAGUCACCAACCCAUACCAGGCAAACAUUGAUGGAGUCAGAUUUCUGGGAACUUCAGGCCAAAACGUAAGUGAUAUUUUCAAGUACAGCAGCAUGUCUGAUUAUCUGGAAAUUCUGGAAUGGACCUUAAGGAUUGGGCAUGUCAGCCCCACAGCUCCUGACACUCUGGGCUGUUACCCAUUUUACAAGACGGACCCCUUCAUCUUCAGCGACUGCCCUCAUAUCUAUUUCUGCGGAAAUGCACCCGCCUUCAAAUCCAAGGAAGUCAAAGGAGAAGAUGGCCAGAAAGUCUUGCUGGUGACACUUCCUGAUUUCAGCACAACACACACAGCUUGCUUGAUCAAUUUGUGUGACCUCACUUGUCAGCCAGUUACUUUCUCCGCCUUUGGUGAUGACGACGAAGAAGAAGAGACAGUGAUGGAGACUGGUGACUGAGAGACAUGGGCUUAGUUGUUCUCCUUCCUAGAACUUGGGAGUCAUCCCUGUUCCUGCUUUUUACUGUAGAGUUUGACUUUUGGCUCAAAUAGAUAGGAAUACAAUAAAAUAUUCCAGUUCCUUUGCA